Molecule: messenger RNA, 2052 nt
Organism: Durotheca rogersii
Lineage: Eukaryota; Fungi; Ascomycota; Sordariomycetes; Xylariales; Xylariaceae
Product: putative phenol 2-monooxygenase
Exons: 7
Coding region: 1-2052 (683 amino acids)
Molecular function (GO): FAD binding
Source: RefSeq, a predicted model, not a curated record
AUGGCCACGAACGGAAGCGUACUUGAAUCGAACGUCGAUGUUCUCAUAAUUGGCGCCGGGCCCGCGGGGAUGAUGGCGGCCUGCUGGAUGGCACACUGCGGUGUGAAGGCGCGGAUCAUCGAUAAGAGGAACAGCAAGAUCUUCUAUGGUCAGGCGGACGGCCUCCAGUCCCGUAGCCUCGAAAUAUUCGAGAGCUUCGGGUUCGGCGACAGGGCUUGGAAUGAAGCAAACCAUUUGAUCGAGAUGUGCAUGUGGAACCCCGGACCCGACGGCGUCAUUCGCCGGUCGGAUCGCAUCCCAGACACCAUCGUAGGGCUUUCCCGCUUCCAGGAGUGCGUCCUAAACCAAGGGCGCGUCGAGCGCUUCUUCCUCGACAACAUCAAGAAGUACUCCAAGGGCACGCUGCAAGUAGAACGCGCGAUCCUUCCGGAGUCUCUCGAGGUCGACGCGUCCAAGGUCGACGACGAUUCUGCUCAUCCCGUUACCGUGAAGCUGCGCCACCUCAGUGAGGAAGAGUCCACUCCCCAGCAGCAGGUCAACGGGAGCAAGGUCUCAGAUGGACUAUUCCGGAGCAGCUUAGUCUACGAGGAUGACGAGGAGGACUUGAUAAGGAAGAGCCAGUCGCGAGCCGAAACCAGCGAGAUAGUCCACGCCAAGUAUGUCAUUGGGUGUGACGGUGCUCGCAGCUGGACCAGACGCUCCUUGGGCUUUGAAUUACUGGGCGAGGCGACUGAUUUCAUUUGGGGUGUCUUAGACAUUAUCCCUAUAACCGAUUUUCCCGACAUCAGAAUGAGAUGCGCCGUUCACUCGGCCGAGAAUGGCAGCUUGAUGGUGAUCCCCCGUGAGAACAAGCUGGUCCGGCUCUACAUACAACUAAAGGAGGUGACCCCUGACGCCUCAGGGCGUGCGGACAGGUCCAAGAUUACCCCCGAGAUCAUUUUCAGUGCGGCGCAGAAGAUCAUCAGCCCCUACAAGCUUAGUUACGAGUACUGUAACUGGUGGACUGCUUAUCAGAUUGGCCAAAGAGUCGGCACACAUUUCGACGCCCACGAGCGAGUCUUCCUUGCCGGGGAUGCAGUUCACACCCACUCUCCGAAGGCCGGCCAAGGCAUGAACGUCUCCAUGCAAGACACGUACAAUCUCGGCUGGAAGGUCGGCCUCGUCGCGAAGGGCAUCGCUAAGCGGAGUAUUUUGAGCACCUACCGCAGCGAACGGCAGCAAGUUGCCCAAGACCUCAUCGACUUCGACCAUCGCUUCAGUAGGCUGUUUUCCGGGAAGCCAGCGAAGGACAUCAUGGAUGCCGAGGGCGUCAGCAUGGAGGAAUUCAAGAACGCCUUCAUAAAAGGCAACAUGUUCGCGACGGGCUUAAGCGUCAAUUAUGGACCAAGCAGCAUAGUUACGAAACCCGAUACAGCCGUAGACGAGAAGGCUAAUAAGGGAAACCACCAAGGGUCGGCGGCUGUGACGAGGAUCUCCGCUGAUGCCUACGCGAAGAGACAGGCUCUCGCUCCCGGUAUCCCGAUCGGGAUGCGCUUCGAUAACGUCCAGGUCCUCAACCAGUCGGACGGCCGGCCCUGGCACUUCCAACAGAAGCUCAAGUCCGACGGCCGAUUCCGUGUCAUUCUUUUCGCCGGCGAUGUAUUGAGCGCGCCCCAGAAGAACCGAGUAGAGAAAUUUUGCGAUGCUCUCGCCUCGCCAACCAGCUUCCUGCGCGCCGCGACUCCCCCUAGCGCGCCAGUCGACAUCGUGAUCGAGAUCUUAACGAUUCACUCGUCGAGGAGGGUCGAGACGGAGCUGUUGAGAGAUUUCCCCGAGAUCCUUCACCCUUUCGAUGCGCACGUCGGGUGGGACUACGACAAGGUCUUUGUCGAUGAUGUGAGCUACCACGAAGGCGGCGGCGAUGCCUACUUCAAAUAUGGCAUCGAUAGGGAACGAGGAUGCGUCGUGGCGGUGAGACCAGAUCAAUACGUUGGCUGGAUCGGCGAGCUUGAGGACUUCGAAGGGCUCCAGGAAUACUUUGAAGGUAUUCUCGUGCUCAACCCCAAGGCUUAG